UUAAUUAAUAAUAUUUAUUAUUCAAUUUUAUUGCAAGCUAUGUGGAGUUAAAUUUUUGUGUAAAUUCCUAUAAAAACGCUUAAUUAACAAGAAAUCUAUCACAAAGCGUUUAACGAGUUUAAGUCGAACAGAUAUUUUUUCUUUCAUAUCAGUUUAAAAAGAUUAAAAUUUAUUAGCACUAAUGACAACACGAGGAAUCCGACGUAAAAAAUCUUAUUUAGUUGAUGCAAAAAUUGCUAUUUUUGGUCAGAAGUCGGUGGGAAAAUCAGCAUUAACAGUACGUUUUUUAACUAAACGUUACAUCGGUGAAUAUGAUCAUCAAGCAGACAAAGUACAUAAACAUGAGAUACUUGUGGAUACAGAAGCUGUUUUGGUUGAAAUAUGGGACACUUGUAUGAUUGAUAUGAAAGAUUCUGUCUCGUCAAAGGCUGAAGCUUUAAGCUGGUGCGAUGGAUUGUUGCUUGUCUAUUCGAUAACUGAUAGGGAUUCGUUUAAUUUUAUCAAGAAGGUGAAACAGGAGCUACAAAUUAGUGACACACCAGUGUUGUUAAUAGGUAAUAAAGCAGACUUGAUACAUUUGCGCCAAGUUAGCACAGAUGAAGGUGAAAUUUUAGCAAAAGAUUUUGAUUGCAAGUUCUACGAAAUAUCAGCAGCUGAACAAGUGCAACAAGUGAGCGAUGCCUUUCUAGAUCUUUGUCGUGAAAUUCUACAAGCGAAGAGAAAGUCAAAGCAAAGCUUUAUAGAUAAGAUUGAUAGAAUGUUUAGCGGAUCUGGAAGAGUUUAUAAUAGAAAUAAUGAAAUUGCAAAGAUACCAAAAACAUGCGAUUAACAUCUUGUGUUGUGUCCUUUAAGUAAACUUCUAGGUAAAAUAAACUGAAAUUACUACUACGAGAUGAUCCGAAUUAUUUUAUUUUUCGCAAAUUUGUUAACUUACUAUGAAUAAGAAAAUUACUUUGUAGUGAAAUUAAAAAGGCUCAAGAUUAAAACCGCAAAGAAAAUUAAUGUUGAAGCAAAAUGGAGUUUGACAUUUUU
Molecule: messenger RNA, 1032 nt
Organism: Clunio marinus
Lineage: Eukaryota; Metazoa; Arthropoda; Insecta; Diptera; Chironomidae
Source: the annotation of a GenBank genome assembly